Linderina pennispora is the source of this 4332-nucleotide messenger RNA. RefSeq lists its product as uncharacterized. Gene Ontology annotation, cellular component: membrane. The transcript is spliced from 8 exons. Lineage: Eukaryota; Fungi; Kickxellomycota; Kickxellomycetes; Kickxellales; Kickxellaceae. The record is from RefSeq and is a predicted model, not a curated record. Gene Ontology annotation, molecular function: ABC-type transporter activity; ATP binding; ATP hydrolysis activity. Gene Ontology annotation, biological process: transmembrane transport. Bases 46 to 4332 code for a protein of 1428 amino acids.
GAUCUCCAUUCACACUCUUUAGGGCAGUAAGGCUUUAAAUCUCCAAUGCCGUCGUUUUGCCCGGCAAGCGAGGGCUGGGGCCCGCUGAGCCCCACACGGCCAGCCGACCUCACGACGUGCUUCCAGUACGGCGCGCUGGCAACGGGUCUCAACAUCGCAUUUGUAAUCGCAGCGACCAUCCGGCUGAAGCAGCUGCGCUCGGCGCCGCGCCUCCCCCGCGCCAUCGUCGCGCCGGGACUCUACUGGGCGAAGAUGGCGCUGGCAGUCUCGGCCGUUUUCGCAUCGGCGUCUGAAUUUGUGAUGUGGGCCAGCCUCUACCCGUACCAGAAUGUGUAUACGGUCGGGCUGGGCGUCCAGACUGUUGCGGUGGCACUGGCAGUGUAUCCUCCACAAGCGCGAGCAGCUAGGGCAACCGGAUCGCCUCGGACGGUGCUGCUGCUGUUCUGGCUGGCCACGGUGUGUCUGUCGCUGGUGCGGCUGCGCACCGAGUUCACGACGGGUGUUCUGGAGUCGGAUCCGCCGGCGGUUAUUGCCAUCGCUGCGUUUAUUGCGACAGCCACGGCGACGCUGGUGCUCGAGGCACAGCCGAAGCCGCACAUGCUGUAUGAGCUGGUUGACGAGGACGACGAGGACUACACGGGCUACAGCGCGUACCAGUCGCCCGAGGAGCGUGCCAACAUCUUCGAGCGGCUGACGUUUUCGUGGAUGACGCCGCUGCUGGAGCUCGGGUACAACAAGCCGCUGCAGCUCGAGGACACAUGGGAGCUGAUGCCCGAGUACCAGCCGGACGUGCCAUCGCUGUUCCGUGCGACGCUGCGCACGUACGGCGUGCCGUAUCUGCUGGGCGGUUUCUACAAGCUGAUCAAGGACCUGGUGUCAUUCCUGAACCCGAUCCUGCUGUCGCGGCUGAUUGGCUUUGUGGGCACGUAUAACACGCCGCAGGCGGAGCCGGUGGAGAACGGGUACUUUUAUGCGCUGUCGAUGUUCAUUGUGGCGACGAUCCAGACACUGGCGUUCCAGCAGCACUGGGUGCAGAACCAGAAGGUCAACUGCAUGCUCAAGACCAGCUACACAACGGCCAUCUACCGCAAGACGCUGGCGCUGUCCAACGACGCGCGGCAGAAAUUCAGCGUCGGCGAGAUCGUCACGCACAUGAGCGUGGACUCGCAGCGCGUGGCAGAUUUCUCUAGCAACUUCUCGCACCACCUGUGGAGCUCGCCGCUGCAGAUUGUCCUGGCGCUCCAUCUGCUGUACCGGACGCUUGGCUGGAGCAUCUUUGCUGGAGUGUUCGCUAUGCUCGUCAGCAUUCCGACGUCGGCGCGCAUCAGCCGGCGCAUGCGCAACCAGAACAAGCUGCUUAUGGGCUUCCGCGACCGCCGCAUGAAGAUCAUGGACGAGAAGCUGGAGCUGGCCACCAUCCGCAAGUACGGAAUCCUCCAGGCCGGCUUCUCGUUCAUCGUCACGCUGGUGCCCUUUGCUGUGUCGUUCUCGACCUUUGGCCUCUACGCCCUGGCUGAUGGCAAGUCGCAUGGCCCGCUGACGCCGCAGCUGGUAUUUGUCGCUCUGACGCUGUUCAACAUGCUGCGCUGGCCGCUGUCGCACGGGCCCAUGGUCAUCCCGGCCUUCCUCGAGUGCAUGGUCUCGCACCGCCGCAUCUUCGAGUUCCUAACCGCCGAGGAGAUCGACUUCUCCUCGAUCAACAACGAGCCGUACGACCGCGACUCGCCCUCAGCCUCCCCCGACGACGUGCUGGUGACCAUCAAGAACGGCACGUUCAAGUGGCUCAUGACCGAGCAGCCCUCGCUCAAGGACAUCAACAUCGAGUGCAAGCGCGACGAGCUGUUUGCCAUUAUCGGCCGUGUGGGCUCUGGCAAGUCGUCGCUGGUGUCGGCUAUCCUAGGCGACAUGCUCAAGGAGAGCGGCACUGUCGCCUACGUUCCGCAGCAGGCGUGGAUCAUGAAUGCCACGCUCAAGGAGAACGUCCUGUUUGGCCACAAGUACGAGCCCGAGUUCUACGAAAAGGUCAUUGACGCCUGCGCGCUGCGCCCCGAUCUCGACAUGCUGCCCGGCGGAGAUCUGACCGAGAUCGGCGAGAAGGGAAUCAACCUGUCGGGUGGCCAGAAGGCCCGUGUCUCGCUGGCCCGCGCUGUCUAUGCCCGUGCCGAUCACAUCUUCACCCAGGUGCUCGGCCCGCAGGGUCUGCUCAAGUCCCGCACGCGUGUCCUGGUGACCAACGCUGUGCAGUACCUGACCAUGGUUGACUCGGUUACAAUGCUGCGCGACGGGCAGAUCGUCGAGCGCGGCACGUUUGCGCAGGUCAUGGAGAGCAAGGGCGAGAUCUUCGACUUUGUCCACAAGUUCAUCGAGAGCUCCGCCGCCAACACGCCCGGCGGCAGCAACGACAACUCGGACGUCGAGUACUACGAGGACGAGGAAACUACCAACGAGCAGGACGGCACUCUGGCGCUGCCCGGUGUGGGCAUCACCCGCAAGUCCACCAGGCAGACCCUGGGCCGCGCCAGCAUCGGCACUGUCCACGCCGCGCAGGACCGCAAGAAGCGCGGUGCUGCCCAGGGCGUGCCCCGCCGGGAGCUGGAGGAGCAGGAGGCGCGCGAGUCGAACCGCAUCAUCGCCACCGAGGUCAGUCGCCAGGGCCGCGUCGAGUGGAGCACAUACACGACCUACUUCCGGGCCUGUGGCAUGCGCAACGUGGUCAUAUAUGCGAUUGCCAUCCUGUGUGCUUCCAUCAGCAACGUGCUGGCUAACCUGUGGCUCAAGAACUGGGCAUCGUCCAACACCGACACCGAAUCGAACGGCCUGCGCUCAUUCGCCGAGCGCCAUACCGUGAUCUACUACCUACUCAUCUACGGCGCCCUGGGCACGCUCGGCGGCGCCAUGUCGGCCAUCCAGUCGCUGGUGCUGUGGACGCUCUGCGCCAUCCGCGCCUCCCGCAAGAUACACGAGAGCAUGCUUGUGGGCGUUCUGCGUUCCCCGACAUCCUUCUUUGACGUCACCCCGCUCGGCCGCAUCCUCAACCGCUUCUCGUCGGACCUGCAGCGCUGCGACGAGUCCCUGCCACGCUCGUGCUCCGGCCUUGUCAGUACCAUGGUCGGCGUGAUCUCCGCUGUCGUCGUCAUCUCCAUGUCCACGCCUGCCAUGGUAGUGAUCAUGAUUCCGCUCGCCCUUGUCUACCGUUACCUCCAGCAGCGCUACCUGUUCAGCAGCCGCGAGCUGCGCCGUCUCGACUCCACCACGCGGUCGCCCGUCUUUGCUCACUUCCAGGAGUCCAUUGGUGGAGCCCCCAGAGCCUGCGCUUCACCGGUGAAAACGAAGCCCGUGUCGCAAAAACCAUCCGCGCCUACUACGCCUCGCUGUCCUAUCAACCGCUGGCUGUCGCUGCGCCUCGAGACCCUCGGCAACCUGGUCAUGCUGGGCACCACCAUGCUGGCUGUCCUGGCCGUCCACUACCUUGGCUACAGUGACUCUGGCCUUGUCGGUCUGUCGGUUGCCUAUGCGCUCGACUUCACCAGCUCGCUCAACUGGUCGGUGCGCUCCUACACCGAAGUUGAGAACUCGAUGGUGCAGCUGGAGCGUGCCGCCGAAUACGCCCGCCUGCCGUCCGAGGCUGCUACAAUCGUCGAGGACCACCGCCCCACUGAGGACUGGCCCGAGCAGGGUGUCGGUCUGGAUUUGGUGCUCAAGGAUCUGUCGUUCCGCGUCAUGCCCAACCAGAAGGUCGGCAUCGUUGGACGCACUGGUGCUGGCAAGUCGUCGCUGACGCUGGCGCUGUUCCGUAUCAUUGAAGGUGCGUCAGGCCAGAUUCUGCUCGACGGCCAGGACAUCUCCAAGUACGGUCUCUUUGAUGUUCGCAGUCGCCUCUCGAUCAUCCCCCAGGACCCGGUGCUGUUUGCUGGUACUAUCCGUGAGAACCUGGAUCCGUUCAACAAGUACUCGGACGACGAAGUCUGGCGUGCGCUCGACAAUGCCCACCUUGGCGACCUUAUCCGCUCCAAGGACGAGCGUCUGGAGUUUGUUGUGACGCAGAGCGGCGAGAACUUCAGCCGCGCCAAGAUCCUGGUGCUCGACGAGGCGACCGCCGCUAUCGACAAUGCCACCGAUGCUAUUAUCCAGGAGUCGAUCCGCAAGGAGUUCAAGGAUUGCACGGUGCUGACCAUCGCCCACCGCCUCAACACUGUCAUCGACAGCGACAUGAUCAUGGUCAUGGACGGCGGUCGGCUGGCAGAGUACGACAGCCCGCAAAACCUGCUCGGGAACGAGGACAGCCUGUUCGCCAAGCUCGUUGAAGAAUCCAAGACUAACGAGUCUGGCUAG